AUGUCUUCAUCCACACGAGAAGAGUAUCGCCAGCAUUCGAGGAGUAGUUCAGAUACGCAUAUCCCAGAUCUAGAGAAGGGCGACGCGAGACCUGACAAAGAAGGAGAAGAGGUCGUCGAAGAGAAACAACCGCAAGAGACGAAUGAUGAAAUCGGCGAAGACCUCGAAAAGCACCUGACAAGGAAGAGCACGAAGAAAGACCAGCUCGCACCUGAAAAGUACCCGCUGUCCGACCUCGACAACAAUCUCGUCGGCUGGGAUUCGCAAGACGAUCCAGCGAACCCUCGCAACUUCACGACGAAGAGAAAGAUCACACUCCUUGGUUUGGUCGCUGCCAUCACUUUUGUCAGUCCGCUUGCCUCCUCCAUCUUCGCACCCGGCAUACCAUUCGUCAAUGCGGAUUUCGGAAAUACAUCGCAGCUUCUUGGUUCUUUCUCCGUCAGUGUCUACGUCCUCGGUUUCGCUUUCGGCCCGCUCUUCCUGAGUCCGCUCUCAGAGAUCUACGGAAGAUGCGUCGUACUCAACUGCUCCAAUGUCUUCUUCUGCGCCUUCACUAUCGGCUGCGCGCUUGCGCCUAACCUUGGUGGCCUCAUCGGCAUGCGAUUCCUCGCUGGUGUCGGAGGCAGCGCGUGUCUGACAAUCGGCACUGGUGUCAUUGCCGACAUGUUUGUCCCUGCGCAGCGUGGCAAGGCUGUAUCCAUCUACAGUAUGGGCAUUCUUUUCGGUCCUAUCCUCGGUCCCAUCUGCGGUGGCUUCAUUGCACAGCGUGCUGGCUGGCGUUGGGACAUGUGGGUUGUCCUCAUCGUUGGCGGCCUCUUGACCGGAGCCCUGUUCGUCUUCAACCGCGAAACAUACCACGCUGUGCUGCUCAACCGCAAGACGGAGCGUUUGAGGAAGGAGUUGAACCGUCCCGAGCUUCAGAACAUCAUGACGUACCAGAAAGACGCUGCUAUUCUCAGUCCUCUCGCUAUCCUCGGAAACGGUAUCACACGCCCGCUCAAGAUGCUCACCAGGUCACCCAUUGUGUUGCUCUGCUCACUCUACAUGUCCUUCCUCUUCGGCUUGCUAUUCCUCCUCUUUACCACCAUCACAUCCGUCUUCGUCCAGACGUAUGGCUGGUCUCCCGAAAUCACCGGUCUCGCAUACUUGGGUGUCGGAAUUGGCAACUUCAUGGGCAUCGCUUUCGUGGCCAAGACGAGCGAUGCGACCAUCAUCCGACUUGCGAAGAAGAACAAGGGCGUCUACGAGCCAGAGAUGCGACUUCCGCUCUGUGUCUUCUUCGGAACUCUGAUUCCUAUUUCUUUCUUCAUAUAUGGCUGGACAACUCACUAUCAUGUGCACUGGAUCGUACCCAUCAUCUCCCUCGUCCCCUUUGGUUUCGGCCUCAUGGGUAUCUUCGCGCCCCUGCAGACAUACAUGAUCGAUUGCUUCCCUCAGUUCGCUGCGUCCGCCAUCGCCGGUAUGACAGCCCUGCGUUGUCUCUUCGGCGCACUGCUUCCGCUUGCUGGACCAACCAUGUACGAAUCGUUGGGUUUGGGCUGGGGAAACAGUUUGCUGGGUUUCUUGGCUGUGGCUUUCAUUCCCGUGCCAGCGCUGUUGUUUAGGUACGGAAAAGUGAUUAGGGAAAAGUACCCUAUCAAGUUGUAG
Molecule: messenger RNA, 1647 nt
Organism: Alternaria postmessia
Lineage: Eukaryota; Fungi; Ascomycota; Dothideomycetes; Pleosporales; Pleosporaceae
Exons: 3
Coding region: 1-1647 (548 amino acids)
Biological process (GO): transmembrane transport
Molecular function (GO): transmembrane transporter activity
Source: RefSeq, a predicted model, not a curated record